Molecule: messenger RNA, 362 nt
Organism: Dacryopinax primogenitus
Lineage: Eukaryota; Fungi; Basidiomycota; Dacrymycetes; Dacrymycetales; Dacrymycetaceae
Exons: 3
Biological process (GO): proteasome regulatory particle assembly
Molecular function (GO): protein-macromolecule adaptor activity
Source: RefSeq, a predicted model, not a curated record
CGUGUCCGUCGAUCGCAGUGGGCCGUGCGAUGUAGUGCUUUGCUGUUGUUCGUGAUUUGUGCUAUAGGACUGGUAUCAUGUCCCCUCCCUUGAAAUUAGAGCAUCCACAUCCUUUCACUCUCGAACAAGCUUCUCUUCUCCCUUUCGCAACCCUCACAGCUGAGAUCGCCCGAGUUCAGAAUUCGAUUGUCCAUCUGCAGAGAUCGCAGGUUGUGCUGAGGGAGGCGUUAGAGGGUGAGAGGGAUGAGGUUCUGGAGCAGGCGGUGGAGGAGAACGAGCGGGCGAUAUCUGCACAGGAAGAACGGAUCAUGCUCUUGCAUCGCGCUAUAGAGGAGAAAGGAGGCGCCGGGAAUGGGCAUUAU